CAUUGUGUUGUGUAUACGAAGAAUUCGAUGCAAUGUUGUACGAACCUGUUGAUCAUCUAUGUAAAUUAACGAUCGUUUACCAUUGUGCAAUGUCGUGAUAGUUGUUAUAGUGAUGAAACCUGUGCCUUAAUUAUUAAGUGCCUUAGUAAAGUCGAAGUGUCUUAUGUUAGGACUAUGGGUUUGACAAGCUCAAAACAUGAGCAAGAGUCACCGCCGGUCUCUGAAAUAGUUGCAAUAGCUCCUAAGCCGCAGCAUCAUGUCCGUCAGGCUAGUAUACGGAGUAGAUCGGCUCAGCCGAUGCCAGAUACUGCUGAAUUGGAUAGGAGAUUUACUAAAGUUUUGGCCUCAAUGGAUUUACCACCAGACAAAGCAAAAUUGCUUAAAAACUAUGAUGAUGAGAAGAAGUGGGAUAUUAUCUGUGAUCAGGACAUGGUGCACGCGAAGGAUCCGCCUUCGUACUAUUUGCGAAAGCUACGGACUUAUCUGGAUCCUAAAGCAUCAAGGAGUCACAGAAAACGAAAAAUGGUCAUGGAAUCGACAUCUACACAAGUCCUGAGGGAUUUAGAAAUAUCCCUAAGGACUAAUCAUAUAGAAUGGGUCCGGGAAUUUCUAGAUGAUCGAAAUCGUGGUCUAGAUGCGUUAGUUGAUUAUCUAGGUUUUCGCCUAGGAAUGAUGAGGCAUGAAAGGCGUCCGCAGCAGGGAGAUUCCAGAACUGCUUCUGAGGAACGAUUAGCAGCAGGAAAUUGCUCUUUAUCAUCUGCGAUGGACGGCACAAUGUCACAUCACGGAAAUGGAACGAUAACUUCAUUGAGUCCUUCAGGCACGAUGUCUUCUCGUGGUACCUAUAGGCCAUCGUUAGCCACCAUCGCUGAUAGCCCUGGUGUCAAACGGCGCUCAAGACACGCUCAGCGCCUAAACAUGGGCGCUGCGACGGAUGAUAUACAUGUUUGUAUAAUGUGCUUGAGAGCUAUAAUGAAUAACAAGUAUGGCUUUAACAUGGUUAUACAACAUCAAGAAGCGAUAAAUAGUAUUGCGCAGUCUUUGGCUCAUCGAUCAUUGAGAACGAAAGCGCUGGCUUUAGAGCUUUUGGCCGCGAUUUGCCUGGUAAAAGGAGGUCAUCGAAUUAUUCUAGGAGCUUUUGAUGCUUUUAAAGAAGCUAGACGUGAACCAGCUCGAUUUGUCACUUUAAUGGACUAUUUUGUGAAUUAUGAGACAUUCCAUAUAGAAUUUAUGGUGGCCUGUAUGCAAUUUGUGAACGUGGUAGUCCACUCUGUUGAUGAUAUGAACUUUCGAGUUCAUCUACAAUAUGAAUUUACUGCCUUAGGAUUAGAUGAACAUUUGGAGCGUUUAAGAGUUAUUGAGAGUGAGGAAUUACAAACUCAAAUUUCUGCUUAUUUGGACAACGUUUUUGAUGUAGCGGCUCUUGUCGAAGACAGCGUAACUAAAACUGCUGCUUUGGAAAGGGUCGGAGAACUUGAGGACGAAUUGGCUCAUUGUCACGAUCGUAUGUCAGAUCUGGAACAUGAAUCUCUAUGUAAAAUAGCAGAGCUGGAACGCGCCAUUCAGACCCUGCGCCAAGAACGCGACCAGGCCAUACAGCAAGCGCGGCAACAUGGUGAAGAAGUGGCCACUCUAAGGAGGGAUGCUAAACAAAUGAGGGAAAAUGAAAGAAAAUUGAGGGAUCGUGGAAGUGGCGAUACAUCCUCCACAGCACCAGAUUCGACAUCCGGUGGUAGCACAAUACCCAUUCCUCCUCCAGCACCUCCAGCGCCACCGCCGCCACCACCACCUGUAUGCGCUGCUCCUCCUCCCCCACCGUUUUGCCCUCCUCCGCCUGCACCACCGAGUCUAUUGUCAUCGUCCUGCCCUCCGCCACCAGCACCACCAGGGAUGAUGCCAGCGCCAGACGGAGCCAUGACAAUUAAAAGGAAGGUGCAAACAAAAUACAAGCUUCCGACGCUCAAUUGGAUUGCUUUGAAACCAAACCAGGUUCGAGGAACAAUAUUCAAUGAGCUGGAUGAUGAUAAAAUAAUCAGUUACAUAGACUUUACUGACUUUGAAGAACGGUUUAAACUUGGCCCUAGCUUGAAUGGAACAUUGCUGAAUGGCCACAGUGAUACAGAUGGAUUAUCUACAUUCCCCAGUAAAAGGUUUAAGAAACCUGAAAGCAUUUCUUUACUGGAGCAUACUAGGCUGAGAAAUAUAGCUAUAUCUAGAAGAAAAUUAGAAAUGCCAGUGGAGAAAGUAAUAGCAGCAAUAAAUUCAUUAGAUCUUAAACAAUUGCCUUUGGAUAAUGUAGAAUUACUGCAAAGGAUGGUCCCAACAGAAACAGAAGCAAAAGCUUAUCGUGAAUAUCAAAAUGAAAAGAAAAAUAUUUCUCAACUUACAGACGAAGAUAAAUUUUUAUUGAAUCUAACUAAAGUUGAACGAAUUACUGCCAAAUUGAACAUCAUGAAUUAUAUAGGAAACUUCUUUGAUAACGUACAUUUGGUAACUCCUCAAAUCCAUGCUGUGAUAUCUGGUUCUGCCUCCGUGAAGAGUUCGCAAAAAUUACGAAAAAUUCUUGAAAUCAUAUUAGCUUUUGGAAAUUAUUUGAAUAGUAGCAAACGUGGACCAGCAUAUGGAUUUAAAUUACAAUCCUUAGAUACUUUGCUUGAUACAAAAAGUGCCGACAAACGAAUUUGUUUGCUACAUUAUAUAACUUCAACAAUAAGACAAAAGUUUCCAGAAUUAUUGAACUUUGAAACUGAACUUUUAUAUAUAGAUAAAGCUGCUCAAGUAUCUUUGGAGAACAUAAAUGCAGAUAUGGAAAAUUUAGAAAAGGGUAUGGAACUUAUUCGUAAAGAAGCAGAACAAAGAUCUAAAAAUUCGGCAGGUCCGAACAUCAUACUCAAAGAUUUCUUACAAAAUUCUGAGGAUAAAUUAAGAAAACUUAAAGCUGAAGCAAAAACUGCACAAGAGAGUUUCAAAGAAUGUGUUGAAUAUUUUGGUGAAAGUCAUAGAACUGUAGAUGCAAACACAUUCUUUAAUUUAAUAGUAAGAUUUAUCAAAGCUUUCAAGACUGCUGAUCAAGAUAAUGAGCAGCGAAGAAGACUAGAAUUAGCGGCUUUAGAAGCUUUAAAUAAACCAAAUGAAGAAGUAAUCAAGAAAAACAAAAUUAAUCAGAAAAAGCAACAGGUUUUAAUUUUUUUUUUUAAAUUAAAAGAUGCUGUGAUCAAUGAACUAAAACAUAAGACGAAUCAAGUGAGAGAAAAGAAACUUUUGCAGCAGGAUGAGGUGUACAAUGGUGCCUUAGAAGAUAUUUUAUUAGGUUUAAAAAGUGAGCCUUAUCGACGUGCCGAUGCUGUUAGAAGAAGUCAAAGGAGAAAAAUAGAUAAUAGGUUAUCAAAAACUCUUGAAGAAUUAGAAUUUUAAUAUUAUAUAUUUUAGAAUUUUGUUUAAUAAUUGACUUAUAGAAAUAAGACAUAUUUAAGUUUAUAUUUACGUUAACUUAUGUUGUUUUUAUAGUCCUAUGUGUUUAUAUAAAUAUGUUUCCAGAAGUGUGGUGUUAUUUUUCAGGAAGGGAUAAUAUG
Molecule: messenger RNA, 3572 nt
Organism: Ctenocephalides felis (cat flea)
Lineage: Eukaryota; Metazoa; Arthropoda; Insecta; Siphonaptera; Pulicidae
Product: formin-like protein CG32138
Exons: 16
Coding region: 175-3414 (1079 amino acids)
Biological process (GO): cortical actin cytoskeleton organization; cell migration; regulation of cell shape
Cellular component (GO): cytosol
Molecular function (GO): actin filament binding; small GTPase binding
Source: RefSeq, a predicted model, not a curated record